Messenger RNA from Gymnogyps californianus (California condor), 2420 nucleotides. RefSeq names its product nucleoside diphosphate kinase 6-like. Gene Ontology annotation, biological process: UTP biosynthetic process; GTP biosynthetic process; CTP biosynthetic process. The record is from RefSeq and is a predicted model, not a curated record. Gene Ontology annotation, molecular function: nucleoside diphosphate kinase activity. NCBI's taxonomy places the organism in Eukaryota, Metazoa, Chordata, Aves, Accipitriformes, Cathartidae.
AUGGCGGCCGCGGGGCGCUCGGGGCGGCCGCUGCAGCUGACGCUGGCGCUGCUGAAGCCGGACGCCGUGGCCCACCCGCUGGUGCUGGAGGCCGUGCACGAAACCAUCCUCAGCAACCGGUUCCUCAUCGUGCGCGCCAAGAAGCUGCGCUGCGGGCGGGAGGAGAGCCGCCGCUUCUACCGGGAGCACGCGGGGCGGUUCUUCUACCAGCGGCUGGUGGAGUUCAUGGCCAGUGGCCCCAUGUGGGCUUAUAUCUUGGCCCAUGAGAAUGCUGUCCCCCUCUGGAGAUCCCUGAUGGGACCCACCAAAGUAUUCCGAGCCCGAAACAUCGUCCCGGACUCCAUCCGAGGAGCUUAUGGCCUCACUGACACCAGGAAUACCACUCAUGGCUCAGAUUCACCAGCAUCAGCCAGCAGAGAAAUUGCCUUUUUCUUCCAGUUCAAUGAACAGCUCUGGUACCAGCAGGAAGAGCCACGUCUGCGCUGUGGGCAGGUGUAUUACAAUGCAGAGGAGCGUGUCCACUGUGUGUUCAGGGAUGAAGAAACAGAGUUGACCUGAGUUACCCAGGGGUAUGGUUUGCUGAGCUGCAAGUAGCUGCUAGGCACAUUGUUUGGGUCAGCCCCAUGACAAGACAGGCAUGGCGUGUUUUGAGGAGUGUGUGGGAGGGAAAGACCUAAUGCACAUUAUGUUGUGCUACCUGGGAUUAUGUUGUUCAUGCAGCAUACAGGUGCUGGUGCAUUUUAGGAAAAACUGCUCAAGUAGCAGUACUCCAGCUUGAUAGAGAGGUCUAGCCAUGCAGUUCACUGGUCCCUCGUGUUUAUUUGGAUAUGAGCAGUACAGGUGAGUUCAUCAAAGGGCUAGGUGGAAAGGUGGUUGCUAGUUCCAGUUAGGAUAUGAUUGGUUUUGUUGAUGGUAGGCCUCAGAUUCUUCAUAUUUGCUCUGUUCCCACAGUCCCUUAAGGAGAAAAGAGGAGGAAAAAGAAUAUGAAAAAAUGCAGUGGUAAGCAGGGCAAUAUUAACUCUCCACUCCUUGCUUUCUUGGAUCCAAGCUGAGAAACAAGAUUAUCUUCAGUUUUGUAUCAUGAUUCAUAUCGUAAGCAUCUGGUGGAGGGCACAGUUAGAAGCCAUUCUCAAGAGGAAAGCAGCAUAUCCUAUUGGUUCAGUUUGAUCUGGGCUGACAAGCCUGCAACAGAAGUUCUAGGGGAAGUUGCAGAAAGGUGUGGAGUAGUCCGGUGCCUGUGAAGGAUCUUCUGUGUUGUGCUUUUAGAUUCCCUGGGGCAUGAGAUCAGUAGUUCCGAUGAAACUUGAUAGUGGCUAUUAGAGCUAUGGAUUUCUUGAAUCCCUAAUAAAAUGCCAGAGAAGUUAAUUUGAAUGCUGGUACACAGAGGCUGUAGAAUUGCUGCCAGGAGCUCUUUACAUUAAGCCUUGUAACAAAAUGCCUAAUGGCGACUCAAAGACUUCAUUGCCUGUAGACUUACUGGGCAUUGAAGCACUGAGUUCCAUAUCCUUUGUAAAUUACAUGGACGGUCAUUUAAUUAUCCAGAUAAUUAAUAAAAUUAUUAUAUGGUGGUGCAUGAGGACUUGGUUUUGAGGUAUAAUGCAAGGUUCUGACAUGCUUAUUUAUGUUUUCCUCUUUUAUGCGUUUUGAGAUCUGUUUCUGUAUGAGUUUUUAAUCCAUUUAAACUGUCCCCCUAAUAGCUUCUUACAAUGCUAAUUUCUUUAAUUAAGGUGCCAUGUUGUACUGAGUGAAUUUCUUUCGGAUAAUUUAAAAUGCACUGUAUUGGUGAAGGUACCUUUGUGAUGUACUCGGGACAAGAAGUUUAUUAGCUUGACUCUACUUUCUGAAGUUAUGUGUGACUAGCAUUUAGUGACUAGUCACUAAAGCUGUUGACUGAGCUGUUGACCGAGUCCCAAAUUUACUAGUGCAUUAUUGUGUCACAGAUCAAAGGCAAGUUACUCUUUGGCUAGUUUAAGACAACUAUGUGAAACGUUGGGCAUUUGAUUGAAAAAUGUUUAAUUGUAGGAAGUGCUGCCGUAGAGCUUCCUUGAUUAAAUACAUCAACAUUUUUGUUCCUUCCUUACUAUUAUAUGAGAUUAAAUGCAGUCGUUGUUUUGUUCCAGGUACAGAUCAAAAGGAUCUGCGGAAUAUUUCUGCAUUUUUGCAUUGCUGCUUUUAUUUUCACCAGCAGUAUCCAAUGGUGGAUCUGCUCAUGAUCGAGUAUGCAUUUAUACAGGUCUGAAAUGUUGCUGUCCUUAAUGCUACUGUCAAUUGAUGUUUUAUUGACUCCCUGAGUUUCUGUUAUGUGUGUUUUUCUUGUAACUAUUAACCCUUACUAUUUUUUUCACCUUUCUUCUUUAUAUUGUACUUUCUUUUUUGGGUAUUAAUUUGGGAUGUCAUUAAAUGAUAAUUCCUCGCUUACA